AAAAAAAUAAAAAUAAUAAUUUCAACUAGAUUAUCAAUUUUUUGUUCGGUUUUCAUCAGUUUUUGAACGACUGAAAGAUCAGUAAAAAAAACUUUUGCUUGUCCUGCGCAAUCGUAAUCGAUCAAAAGACACACACUUAAAGGAAAAAUAUUUUGAUAUAAUUUUUUUUUGCAAUUAAAAAUUUGGAAAAAUUUAACGGAAAUGUAAGCUAUUCGCCCCCGCCAACCGAGCAGCGCUUCCUAUAAAUUAAGAACAAUUUUCUCCGCCGCAAACGCACAAAAAAAAGAAAACACAAAACUUAACAGCAACAAAGAUUACAUAACAUUUUGACUACAAGUACAAAAUUACACAUUAAAAAGUACCAUAAAUAACUCUUAUAAAAAGACAAACGAUCAACAGCCGUUUAACACUAAAAAACAAACCAUAAAUCCCAAAAGCCAAAUCAAGACGGAAGUGUAAAUUUUUUUUUGCGCAAAGCGGCGCAUCCUGUUUGAGCACACACACCGAGGCAGAGGCAGAAACAGAAACGCAAUUGGCUGGCGCUCUCGCAUACGUAUAAGAGCUGUGCAAACGCAAACAUUUGAGCCGUCUAAUUGAUUAGCAAGCUCCCCACCUCUGUCUCUCUAUUCAUCUCUCUGACUCUGACUCUGACUCUGACGGCGAGCCCAACCAAAUCUAAGCGCAAGCCACAUCGCAGUACUCAGAGUACACAAAGCCAGCCAAGAUGACUGGUUUCACCAACGCCGGCUUCGAGAACGAUGAGCCCGUCAAGCCAAAAGCUGGUUUCGAGCCAGACACCGCCUCGCUGCGAGAGAAAGUUGUGCUGAAUCCGGCCGAGAAAUGGCGCAUUUUAAAGAAUAUCUCAAUCAUCUCGAUCGCCUUCAUGGUGCAGUUCACUGCGUUUCAGGGCACGGCCAAUCUGCAAUCCUCGAUCAACUCCAAGGAUGGACUUGGCACAGUGUCGCUCAGUGCCAUCUAUGCGGCGCUGGUUGUCUCUUGCAUCUUCCUGCCCACGCUGAUCAUUCGGAAGCUGACGGUUAAAUGGACGCUCGUUUGCAGCAUGCUCUGCUAUGCGCCGUACAUUGCCUUCCAGCUGUUCCCGCGCUUCUACACCCUCGUGCCGGCUGGCAUUCUGGUGGGUAUGGGGGCGGCGCCGAUGUGGGCGUCCAAGGCCACAUAUCUGACACAGGUUGGGCAGGUGUAUGCUAAGAUAACUGAACAAGCUGUCGAUGCCAUUAUUGUGCGCUUCUUUGGCUUCUUCUUCCUCGCCUGGCAAUCCGCCGAGCUCUGGGGCAAUCUCAUCUCCAGCUUGGUUCUGUCGAGCGGCGCACAUGGUGGCGGCAGCAGUGCCAAUUCCACAAUCAGUGAGGAGGAUUUGCAGUAUUGCGGUGCCAACUUCUGCACCACCGGCAACGGCGGCCAUGGUAACCUGGAGCGGCCGCCAGAGAACGAGAUCUUCGAGAUCUCCAUGAUCUACCUGUCGUGCAUUGUGGCCGCCGUUUGCAUCAUCGCCUUCUUCCUGGACCCCCUCAAGCGCUACGGUGAGAAGCGCAAGGGCUCCAACUCGGCCGCGGAGCUGUCCGGCCUCCAGCUGUUGUCGGCCACGUUCCGCCAGAUGAAGAAACCAAAUCUUCAACUGCUCAUACCGAUCACCAUCUUCAUUGGCAUGGAGCAGGCCUUCAUUGGCGCCGACUUCACCCAGGCCUAUGUCGCCUGCGCUUUGGGCGUGCAUCAGAUUGGCUUCGUCAUGAUCUGCUUUGGCGUCGUCAACGCUCUCUGCUCCAUACUCUUUGGCUCCGUGAUGAAGUAUAUCGGUCGCCUGCCCAUCAUUGUGCUGGGCGCCGUCGUUCACUUCACGCUCAUCUCCGUCGAGCUCUUCUGGCGGCCCAAUCCCGAGAAUCCGCUCAUCUUCUACGCCAUGUCCGGCCUGUGGGGUGUCGGCGAUGCCGUCUGGCAGACGCAGAUCAACGGUCUCUACGGCCUGCUCUUCAGGCGAAACAAGGAGGCUGCCUUCUCGAACUAUCGCCUCUGGGAGUCGGCCGGCUUCGUCAUCGCCUAUGCCUAUGCCACAACGCUCUGCACCCGCAUGAAGCUCUACAUUCUGCUGGCUGUCCUGACGCUCGGCUGCAUUGGCUAUGUCAUUGUGGAGAUUCUGUACAGAAAGAAGCAACGCAAGAUCAAGAAGCAGGAGAAGAUCGAGGCGGCCGAGAAGGAGAAGGAGGCUGCGGCUGCUGCGGCAGCUGCUGCAGCUGCCGCCGAGGCAAAUGUUGGCUUCGGCGACGCCGUCGAGGAGACCGAUGAUGAGCUGGACGAUCUCGAGGAAGACAUUGUAGUCACGCGCCUGUAAUAAUCGUCAUUUGUUAAUUGUUGUACGUUCUUUUUGUUUAUUUUCGCCGACGACGACGUCGUUGCGGCUGCAACAGCUCCAACUGUUAACGCUUAACAGUGCGCAAUUCUGUUAAUCAAACACGAGUGCAAAAAUGUUAAACAUAGAUUCAAAUACACAGACACCGACCAACACCAACACCAACACCGGCACACACAAACACACACACAUACACAAACACUGUUGCAUAACUGCAGGCGCACACAUUUCGUCGGCCCAUCGACGACGCGUCCGAGCACUUUGUCGUUGAAGUUGUCGUAGUACUUAGUACAUUCCCCUUCCCAAUCCAUUCAAUACAAAAGGCCAACAAACUGGCAGAAGCGCACACACACACACACCAGUGCCUCUAUAUAAAUACAUAAAUGUUUGUGUGUGCGUGGGCGUGUGCGUGUGCGUGUCUCCUGCACAAGUUUAGUUUGUACAUAUUCAAAAAAUGAGAGCCGCCUGCAAGCUUAUAGCAAUUGACGACAGAGGGCGUCUUUAACAUUACAUAGUGUGAAUAUCAGGCAACGGUGUGUUAGUUUAAUGUAAGAAAGAGAGAGAGAGAGAGAGAAAGAGUCCGCACAAACACACACACACGCACACACAUGCACAAGCACCACGCACACUGACAACAUGCUGCAACAGUAUGUGUGUCAAUAUGCCUAUUAAAUUGUUAUUUUAUUUUAAAUACUAGCAUUAAAUCAAUAUAUAUAUACAAAUUUUUUUAAAUAUUUUUUUUGCUUAUAUACAAAACUACAAGAAAACAAUCAAACAAACAACAAAACGUGAUAAUCAGCCACACUCACAACGCACACAAGCACACGCACACGCACAAACACAGACACACACAUAGACACGAGUGCACACAGUCACAAAAUAGUCAAAUUUCUAAACUAAACUAAAAACUGGCCGCGAAAACUAAUGUUAAACAUAAUUAUUACUUAUAAGCAGUCGAAAAAGAAAAAAAACAACA
Drosophila hydei is the source of this 3341-nucleotide messenger RNA. RefSeq names its product UNC93-like protein. The transcript has 6 exons. The record is from RefSeq and is a predicted model, not a curated record. The coding region runs from base 725 to 2347 and encodes 540 amino acids. Gene Ontology annotation, cellular component: plasma membrane; striated muscle dense body. Gene Ontology annotation, molecular function: potassium channel regulator activity. NCBI's taxonomy places the organism in Eukaryota, Metazoa, Arthropoda, Insecta, Diptera, Drosophilidae. Gene Ontology annotation, biological process: regulation of muscle contraction; regulation of potassium ion transport.